AUGACGGAACUAUCCCACCUGAAUCUAUCAUCUCCCUCGUACACUCAACGCAGAUCGCUUCCUGCACUUGCAUCCACAUGCCGCGCGUUUAAGCACCCAGCACUUAAUGCCCUGUGGAGGGAUCUGCAGUCCGUGAAGCCACUUGUCAAAUGUUUACCAAGUGACCGGUUUGGCGUUGGUCAUAAAGGAGCGGUGGUAUCACAGAAACCUCUCGACGACGGGAUGUGGGCUACUCUUUUCGAAUACACGUCCCGCGUGCACUCAAUCACUGUAUCGGAAUCAGACAACUUGGCCAUUAUCGAGCCCCUCUGUAUGCUCAUGUUGUCUUGUUCUUCGGCACCUGCAUCCUUGUUUCCGAACCUUAGCAAAUUACAAUGGCGUGGCAGUGGAACCCACUGCGCUGCAGAGUUCUUGCGCAUGGCGUUUGUACCGUCCUUAGUGGAGUUGGACAUGCAGAUUUCCAUACCUUCCUUUGCCUUUCUAUCGGUCCUUUCCUCUCUUGGGAGCUCGUGUCCUCACCUCCACAACAUGACUAUGAACGUUCGAAGUGCAUCUGAUGGCUCAUUGCUUAAAAUUUCACCCUUCAUCCUACGACCUAUCUCUCAGCUCUACCAUCUUCAUUCAUUAUCCGUGUGGGACCUAGGAAUCCAAAGCAUCAAGCAUUACAUGGAGCUGCGAGCUCUGCAGUCACUGAGCUUGGACUUGACAACAUCUUCCGAGUCAACUUGGGACACAAAGUUGCUUCCACCAUUACCCGGCUUUCAUAAUUUGAAAUUGUUGGACCUUUCCACCUGUAAAGUCGAGCACGCCUCGAACUUCUUGAGCUCAUUUGAGGUCGUCAGAAGCAAAGAAAUCAAGGUCAAAUUCGCGGAUUGGAGUGCGGACUCCUCCGGGAGUGAAUCUACAAUGAUAUCCCAGUUCUUCGCCAUCGUUCAGGAGAGAUGCGAUAACGACAAACUUGAAAUCGUCAGCCUUGAUGGAGUUUUUUCAAGACAGGCAACCAACCGGAACUUCCUCAGACCAUUGCACGCAUGCCACAAUUUAACUCGACUGCUUGUUGGGAGGGUCUGCGACAUUUCCAUGUCCGACAAGGAGUUGUGCCAGCUCGCAAUAGCCUGGCCUAAGCUCCAAUUAUUCCAAAUUCAGUGCUAUGCCGCCGAUAAAACAAAACCGACAUUCCGUGGGCUAAUUGAUUUACUUCGGCGCUGUCCUGCUUUGACUUCGCUCGUUCUUGCCAUAGAUACCACCCAGUUGAAAGGCAUAGAUCUCAGGUGCCCCGGUGGUGGAAUUCGCAACAAGCAUAUCAAAUUCCUCGCCCUGGGAAUUUCACGCAUCGAGGCCCCAGUGGACGUAGCUCUCAUCAUCAGCGGCCUCUUCCCCUACUUGAAGAAGGUCGAUCUUGAUUGUUGGGAUACGCGUUUCAGGGCCCAGCAGCAGUCAGAGAUGGAGCAAUGGGCGUUAGUCAAUAGCAUUAUUGGUGGCUUCAGCGUUGUAAGGGAGCGGGGCAUUGAAGCAUCUGACUGCUAG
This is a messenger RNA of Suillus clintonianus, 1527 nucleotides long. RefSeq lists its product as uncharacterized. The transcript is spliced from 3 exons. The record is from RefSeq and is a predicted model, not a curated record. Bases 1 to 1527 code for a protein of 508 amino acids. NCBI's taxonomy places the organism in Eukaryota, Fungi, Basidiomycota, Agaricomycetes, Boletales, Suillaceae.